AGAGUCUCCAAAGGUAGAAACCUACAAAGAAAGAAAAGAAAAGAAAACUACUUACAGUGUACGAUAAUGUCUAUGAAGAGAGAGGUCUCUAUUUUACAGAGAGAAACAUUUUUAGAGAGAUAAAGUCAGUGACAAGCACCAGAAGAAGUAGCUAGCACCCGACAACCACACCAGAUUUUGGAUAAAAAGUAAGAUCCAUUGAGUUUGUUCUUGCACAUCAUGAUUUUCUCUGGUUCAACAACGAAGGGUGUGAAGAGAUGGGUUUGAUCAUGACCCUUUUGAUGAGUCACAUGCCCACAUAGCUCAGUAGUUAAAAUCGCGCUCUUUUUUGUGUGUUUUGUGGAAUUUGUUCAUGUGGGUCGUGCUAAUUCCCUUCGAUUGACGAGAGAAUUUACCUUCUAGUUCCAUUCAGAAUUGGGUUUCUAUUUAUUGCGUGAAAGAAGAGUUUUUUUUUUUUUUUUUUGAGGUGGCUCUGUGAAUUUUAAUGAGCCAUGGGGGAGCAAGUAGCAGCGGUGCACACUGCUUCUAACGCUUUGCAAGCAUUAGGGAGGGGUUUUGAUGUGAACUUUGAUACGAGGUUGCUUUAUUGUAAAGGAGUUUCAGGGUCUAGGGUAGUUGAGAUUGAUGAAGAACACCGUAGGGAGCUGUGGUUGUACAAGGAUGUGGCCGUUCCCGAUGUUUCCAGGGACAUUGGAUGCUCCCCGGAGGCCAUGGUGCGUCAGAGUUCUGGGGUCCGCAGUUUUCCAGAGAUGGUGGAAUACUUUAAUGAAAGGGCAAAUAUAUCAGGGAACUUCCCUAUUGGGAGUUUUAAUUCUGCAUUUAGCUUCACUGGUUCAAAACAUGUUGAUGCUGCAGCUACGAAAACCUUGUCCUCAGAUGGGUUUUACAUUCCUCUUGCAAAGGUUCAGCUUCAAAAAUCCCACCUAACGUUGCAAGGAAAUGUCAAAAAGGCUGUCCCAGUCAAUUGGGACCCACCGUCCUUGGCAAGUUUUAUUGAAAAUUUUGGGACUCAUGUCAUUACAUCAAUAACUAUGGGUGGUAAAGAUGUUAUUUAUGUUAAACAACAUCAUACUUCUCCUUUGUCAAAGUUGGAGAUGAAAAACUAUAUUCAGGAUAUUGGAAAUCAGAGGUUCUCUGACAUCAAUAGCCAAACAAGUUCAGGGCAAACAAAAUCCAAGGAUAAGGGUGUUGAUGCAUUUUCAUUCAAUAGUCAAGGGGUUUACCCCCAACCCACGACUGCAACAUAUCCUAUUGGGAAAGAAGAUGUCACAGUCAUUUUUAGAAGAAGAGGAGGAGAUGAUUUGGAACAAAACCACAGUAAAUGGAUAUCAACUAUCCAGUCCUCCCCAGAUAUCAUUGAGAUGACUUUCUGUCCUAUAACUGAUCUCCUUGAUGAAGUACCUGCCAAGGAGCAUUUGACUCGUGCCAUUAGUCUUUAUCUUGAAUAUAAACCUCCAAUAGAAGAACUUAGAUAUUUCCUAGAGUUUCAGAUUCCUUGUGUAUGGGCUCCUUUACAGGACAGGAUUCCUGGUCAACAAAGGAAGGAACCUGUAUGCCCAUCUUUGCAAUUCAGCAUAAUGGGCCAGAAACUUUACAUUAGUCAAGAACAGAUUACAGUCGGACGUAGGCCAGUAACUGGCUUAUGUCUUUGUCUAGAAGGAAGCAAGCAGAAUCGGCUGAGUGUUCACGUUCAACACUUAGUAUCUCUUCCGAAAAUCCUUCAUCCAUAUUGGGACAGUCAUGUCGCUAUAGGCGCUCCCAAGUGGCAGGGCCCUGAGGAGCAAGACAGCCGGUGGUUUGAGCCUGUUAAGUGGAAGAACUUUUCUCACGUGAGCACAGCACCAAUUGAGAACCCUGAAACCUUCAUAGGAGACUUCUCUGGUGUCUACAUAGUUACUGGAGCACAACUUGGAGUGUGGGAUUUUGGUUCAAGGAAUGUAUUGUACAUGAAGCUCUUGUAUUCAAGGUUACCUGGCUGCACGAUCCGAAGAUCGCUGUGGGAUCACGUCCCAAACAAGCCGCCAAAAACAGUGAAUGCUGAAAACACCUCCAACCCGGAUAACUCAACCCUUAGAGAAAAUGCCACAGCCAACAAGUUGGUGAAGUAUGUUGACUUGUCUAAGAUGACCAAAGGACCCCAAGACCCUCCUGGCCAUUGGUUAGUCACUGGUGGAAAGCUUGGUGUUGAAAAAGGGAAAGUUGUUUUGAGAGUGAAAUAUUCAUUGCUUAAUUACUGAUUCCACCUUUCGAGUUUGUGUAUGAAGAUGUGCAUGCAGUGGUGGCCUAUGCUAGAAGAAGCAGUGUUUUAGGUGCUUAUAAUUUGCGCUUUGUUGUCCAUGUGAAAACAUUUUGAGGUUUGAUGACCUGAGUUGAAUAGGAAGCUUUUACUAUUAGUGGAUUAUGAUUAGUGGAUGCAUGUUGUGGUGGUGGCAAAUGCUGUUUAUUUCCAUUGCCACUGUUGAUGUGAUGUCCAUAUCUCAUAGGAGUUAGAACCUGUUUUCACCAUGCCCCAUUUUAAAGUAAUGUUUAUAUCCAUAUAGAUUUGAGAAUACAAAAUGACAAAAAUCCUUUGCUUCCCCUUUCUCUUAUACAACAAAACAAGACGGUGACAGAAAGGGGGAAAAGGUGGUUAGUGAAGUUGAACAUUCUUAAUCUAUCGUUUUAUUUGUGGGACUUUCCUUAA
This is a messenger RNA of Glycine soja, 2683 nucleotides long. Its product is annotated as MACPF domain-containing protein CAD1-like. Gene Ontology annotation, cellular component: plasma membrane. The record is from RefSeq and is a predicted model, not a curated record. NCBI's taxonomy places the organism in Eukaryota, Viridiplantae, Streptophyta, Magnoliopsida, Fabales, Fabaceae. Bases 492 to 2237 code for a protein of 581 amino acids. Gene Ontology annotation, biological process: plant-type hypersensitive response; regulation of salicylic acid mediated signaling pathway. The transcript has 7 exons.